GAAACGUUUCAGCCAAUCAACGCUCACCAGGCUUGGGUUUACUCCGCCUACUUCGAUCCAGCCAAUCAGACAGUUUAUACCAUUAAGGUUUUCGCCAUUGGGAAAUACUUUGAUAACCACCCCGUCCAGUGUCAUCUAGAGGAGAACGGAAGUACGAUUGUUGUGAAUGGAACCAGAGAAACAGUGCCUGACGGACACAAUUCUGGGUAAUAGUUCAUUCCAAUAGGUCAUCCAACUGGUCAUCCAUUAGGUCAUCCAAAAGGUCGUCCAAUAGGUCAUCCAGCAGGUCAUUCAUUCAAUAGGUCAUUCGAAAGGUCAUCCAACAUCUCAUCCAAUAGGUCAUCAUAAUUUUAACCCGCUAAACAAACUUCCUUAUUUUAUUAACAAAUUCAGCCAUUUUUUUAUGGGACACUUCCCAUUUCUUCCACCUACGAAAAGCCCCGAAUUCCUAUUUCAUGUUUCUAAACUAAAUCCCACGUAUACUUUCAAUCUGAAUAGUUUCUUUAAUUUCAAUUCACUGUGUUGUCAUCCAACACUUGUUUACAGUGCCAAAAUGACUGCCCCAACCGAAGAUAUAAGAGCAGGGCAACCUAAAAGGAUUUUAACCCCAGAACAUAAUAAGUUUUUUUUUUUUUUAAAUUUCUAGGCAAUCGUACUCCAAUGCAACAAGAUAAUGUCGGAAGUAUCGGGGAUACCCAACUUGUAACUUAAUUCAUAUCUACUCAUUUAUCUUAAAAAAGAAAAACAGAGGAGGUCAUCACAGCCGAACUUGUUAUUCAUCUCUGUGUCGCCUGGUUUUCAUUGUUACAUUUUAUAAUGUACUUUUGUUGCUUUUUUUUUUUUUACCUCCCCACAGAUUUUGGGCUGUUUGCUACAUGUGCUCUUUUAGUAACAGCAGCUAUCCAGACUACGUGUCCUUGACAUUCAACGUCUCCGAAAGACCGAGCAAUCGGCUAGCGGUGACCUACCCACAACCACGAGAAUUUCGGCGCGAGUUCGCGGUCUGCUUCGCUGCUCUCCACGAUUACAAACAUCCGUCCCGGCUCGUCCACGCCAUCGAGAUCAACCGAGUACUCGGCGCCGAGCAUUUCUACGUGUACAACUACAGCGUCUGCAACGCCACGGACGCCGCGAUGCGUCACUACCAGAGACUCGGGCUCCUCACCGUCCUGCCGUGGUCGCUGCCUACUCUGGACAUCUGGUACUACGGCCAGAACCUGGCCAUCAACGACUGCGUCUACAGGAACAGGUUCGUGUCCCGGUUCGUCGUCAUACAGGACACGGACGAGCUCAUAGUACCGACGCGUCACAGCUCGUGGGGCGAGGUCAUCAACGUCAUCGAAUCCGACAGAGACUCCACAACGAACUCGUCUGUGCGUGAUGAUACGAGUCCUUACGCAUCGUACUCUUUCGAAUCCACUUUAAACAAAGGGAUGCCCGACCUCACGACAUGGGAGGAGCUCAAGAAAAACUUUUCCAUCUCAGGCGAAGAAGAGCAGUUCAUCACCAACAACUCCAUCAUCCUUUUCCUCCAUGUGAUGCGGGUCAACUGGACUUACAAGUUCAAUGACCGCUCGAAAACGAUUGUUCGUCCGGAGCACGUGAUAUUCUCCGGGAUUCACUACACGCACGCGCUCAGAGACCACGCCCCAUUCACGGUGGUCAGCGUCGAUCUGGCCGUUGUCCAGCAUUUUUAUAAAAUGAUAAGCGACACGAACUGUAUUUUGGACACGUCGUUACUCAGGUUUAUCCGACC
This is a messenger RNA of Lymnaea stagnalis (great pond snail), 1756 nucleotides long. The record is from the annotation of a GenBank genome assembly. Lineage: Eukaryota; Metazoa; Mollusca; Gastropoda; Lymnaeidae.